GGCGGGGGCGGGCGAAGCGCGAACGCUGCGGUAUUUUGUCCCGAACGGUGAUCCCUCCUCCCGCGCAGGCUGCAGCUGCGGCGGCCGCCGUGGCGGUGGCGGCGGGGACGGUGGAAGGCGGUAGCUGAGGAGAGCCCCGCGCUGCCCGGCGGCGUGGAGGCCACGGGAGGCGGAAGCCGGCCGCCCUCGCGCGUGGCGGGAGCGGAGCGGGAGAGGCGGCCGCGAGCGAGCCCUGCCCGGGCCCUGGGAAGGUGGGGGAGGCGCCGCGCAGCUCCCGCCCUCCGGCCUCCGCCGCCGCCCGGCCCGCCCCGCCGUUGCCCCGGGCUCUGGCUCCGGGUCCUGCGGGCCCGGCGGCCCCGGCCGGAGAAGGAGGGCGGCGGGCGCGGCCGGAGCCGCCGGAGAUGGCGGGAGGGCACUGCGGCAGCUUCGCCGCGGCGGCGGCUGGCAGCGGCGAGAUCGUCCAGCUGAACGUGGGGGGCACCAGAUUUAGUACCUCAAGACAAACUCUUAUGUGGAUUCCAGAUUCUUUUUUUUCCAGUUUGCUGAGUGGAAGAAUUUCAACACUUCGAGAUGAAACUGGUGCUAUAUUUAUUGAUAGAGAUCCGGCAGCAUUUGCACCCAUUUUAAAUUUUCUUCGGACAAAAGAACUAGACUUAAGGGGAGUGAGUAUUAAUGUUCUCAGGCAUGAAGCAGAAUUUUAUGGAAUCACUCCAUUAGUAAGAAGGCUUCUCUUAUGUGAAGAAUUGGAGCGUUCAUCUUGUGGCAGUGUUCUUUUUCAUGGUUACUUGCCUCCACCAGGUAUUCCUAGUCGUAAAAUAAACAACACAGCUAGAUCUUCUGCUGAUUCUAGGAAUGGACUGAAUUCUACAGAAGGUGAAGCCCGGGGAAAUGGUACACAGCCUGUUCUCUCUGGAACUGGGGAAGAGACUGUUAGGCUAGGAUUUCCUGUGGAUCCACGAAAGGUGCUAAUAGUAGCUGGCCAUCACAACUGGAUUGUAGCUGCAUAUGCCCAUUUUGCUGUAUGUUACAGAAUCAAAGAAUCUUCAGGAUGGCAACAAGUGUUUACAAGCCCAUAUUUGGAUUGGACUAUUGAACGAGUAGCUUUAAAUGCAAAAGUGGUUGGAGGUCCACAUGGAGACAAAGACAAAAUGGUUGCUGUGGCCUCAGAAAGCAGUAUCAUCUUGUGGAGUAUUCAAGACGGAGGCAGUGGAAGUGAAAUUGGAGUGUUCAGCCUUGGUGUUCCCGUAGAUGCUCUCUUCUUCAUUGGCAACCAGUUGGUGGCUACGAGUCACACAGGGAAAGUGGGAGUGUGGAAUGCUGUCACUCAGCACUGGCAGGUUCAAGAUGUUGUUCCUAUAACUAGUUACGACACUGCUGGGUCAUUCCUUCUGCUGGGAUGUAACAAUGGAUCAAUAUAUUACAUAGAUAUGCAGAAGUUCCCCCUGCGAAUGAAAGAUAAUGAUCUUCUUGUAACUGAACUUUAUCAUGAUCCUUCAAAUGACGCUAUUACUGCUCUGAGUGUUUACCUCACACCCAAAACAAGUGUCAGUGGUAACUGGAUUGAGAUCGCCUACGGUACGAGCUCUGGAGCAGUACGAGUGAUUGUACAGCACCCAGAGACAGUCGGGUCAGGUCCUCAGCUUUUUCAAACUUUCACUGUUCACCGAAGUCCAGUUACAAAAAUCAUGCUAUCAGAGAAGCAUCUUGUAUCAGUCUGUGCAGAUAACAAUCACGUGCGGACGUGGACAGUAACUCGAUUCAGAGGCAUGAUCUCUACUCAGCCAGGUUCUACUCCUUUGGCAUCAUUCAAGAUACUGUCGCUGGAGGAGACAGAAAGUCAUGGUAGCUAUUCCUCUGGAAAUGACAUAGGGCCUUUUGGAGAGCGAGAUGAUCAACAGGUGUUUAUCCAGAAAGUUGUUCCCAUCACUAACAAACUGUUUGUAAGACUGUCUUCUACUGGGAAAAGAAUAUGUGAGAUCCAAGCUGUCGACUGUACCACAAUAUCCUCAUUCACAGUGAGGGAAUGUGAGGGAUCCAGCAGGAUGGGCUCAAGGCCAAGGCGCUACUUGUUCACGGGCCACACAAAUGGCAGCAUCCAGAUGUGGGAUCUGACCACUGCUAUGGAUAUGGUUAACAAAAGUGAAGACAAGGAUGUAGGUGGUCCAACUGAAGAAGAGCUACUCAAAUUACUGGACCAGUGUGAUCUGAGCACAUCGCGCUGCGCUACUCCUAACAUCAGUCCGGCAACUUCUGUGGUUCAGCACAGCCGCCUGCGAGAAUCAAAUUCUAGCCUUCAGCUUCAGCACCACGAAACCAUCCACGAAGCAGCUACUUAUGGUUCCAUAAGGCCUUACAGAGAGAGUCCUUUGUUAGCAAGAGCGAGGAGGACGGAGAGCUUUCACAGUUACAGGGACUUCCAGACUGUCAAUUUGAACAGACAUGUAGAAAGAGCUGUGCCUGAAAAUGGUAACCUGGGUCCAAUACAAGCUGAAGUGAAGGGGGCAACAGGGGACUGUAACGUAUCUGAGAGAAAGUCUCCUGGAACAGAAAUGAAAAGUUUGAGAGAAUUAGAUAGUGGCUUGGAAACACAUAAAACAGCUGAAGGUUUUUCAGAAUCCAAGAAAAGGUCAUCAGAAGAGGAAAAUGAAAAUAAAGUAGAGUUGAGGAAGAAAGGAUUUGAAGGAGGAGGAUUCCUUGGCAGAAAGAAAGUUCCCUAUCUGGUGUCAUCACCAAGCACUUCUGAUGGAGGAACCGACUCCCCAGGUACUGCGUCCCCGUCUCCUACCAAGACCACUCCGUCUCCGCGGCACAAAAAAAGUGAUUCUUCAGGUCAAGAGUACAGUUUGUGAAAACUCACUGAAAUGAAUUGUUUUAUUAAAUCUAGAUGACAGGUGAGCUUUACUGGAUUUCAAUACAUCCGUUUUUACACUAAAACUUUACAAGAUAAAAUUGGACUUCAUUUAGUACCUUUUUAACAGAAGUACCUGGAAUAAGGAGAUAUAUCUCUCCUGACACUUGGAAAUUUUUUUAGUUUUACAUUUAACAAGAUCAUUUGUAAAGCAGGAGUCCAUUUUAAUGUUUUAGCUACUUUUCGUUGGUUUUGGAAGCAUAGUACCACAUCUUAAUAGGCUGGUGCCCAUAUAGACGAGUAUCCCCUUAGAGCAGGGCACCAGCAGAUGGCAUUCCUAAUCCUGACUGACUGUGCCUGAGACUUGUCUUGCAAUGUUAUAUAAAAUGAAUCAUAUAAUUCUCUUUGGAACUUGGUCUUCCAACCCUUAUUGUGAGUGCAGAGUGUUUACCAGAUAUCUGAUGAGGUGCUAUGUUUGUGAAAAAAUAAUCAUGUAAUUCAGAAACACUAAUGAUACUGAAUACCAGAGUCCCUUAUGUAGUAAGUAAGUCUCCGUGAGGAUAAUUUUAUUUUAAUUGUGGGUCAUUUUCUGAUUCUCAUUGUUGGGAGUUCUCAAAUCUUAACAAGCAUCACUAAUAUGCCAGAAGUACAUAUAAACUUUCUUUCAAGUUGGAACAAUUGUCUGUGAAAAAGAUGAAAUGAAAACAAUAAGAACAAUGCUUGAGUACCCAGAAGAGAACACUGUACCUGUUGCUAACCUGCCUUGUUUUAGGAGCCACCAUGUUUUUUUUCAGUGUUAAUAAAAAUGUGGUCACUUUGUUGUGCUUAUGGGAGUGCAGUUCUGAAUUUUGGGUUAAAGGUUUUAGCUGCUGUAAAAAUGUUAAUUUGAAUAUAUUUUGAAUUGUAACAAUAAAAGAAAAUGUUUUGUACAUUUAAUCAGAAUGAUUUUCAGGUUUCUACAAAUAGGGGAAAUGUAAAUUUAAAGCAUUAUUGGUGAAUAAUGUAUGUAUUCACAUUCCAAGAACUAUAAUAAAUAAGUGAAGUUGAAAUAAAGUCAUUACAGUUUAUAGUG
Lemur catta (Ring-tailed lemur) is the source of this 3920-nucleotide messenger RNA. It is a transcript of the gene KCTD3, whose product is annotated as potassium channel tetramerization domain containing 3. Gene Ontology annotation, biological process: protein homooligomerization. The record is from RefSeq and is a predicted model, not a curated record. The coding region runs from base 402 to 2849 and encodes 815 amino acids. The transcript has 18 exons. NCBI's taxonomy places the organism in Eukaryota, Metazoa, Chordata, Mammalia, Primates, Lemuridae. Gene Ontology annotation, molecular function: protein binding.